Aplosporella prunicola CBS 121167 is the source of this 1727-nucleotide messenger RNA. RefSeq lists its product as uncharacterized. The coding region runs from base 61 to 1605 and encodes 514 amino acids. The transcript is spliced from 6 exons. Lineage: Eukaryota; Fungi; Ascomycota; Dothideomycetes; Botryosphaeriales; Aplosporellaceae. The record is from RefSeq and is a predicted model, not a curated record.
GCCAACUUUAAUCGUUCGAGCUGCUUCACUUCCCAGAUCGGGAAGUUAAAGUCCUUGAAUAUGUCUCGUUAUCUUUUUCUUCUUCAGCUUCUCCCCGUUGUGAGUUAUGCUGCCCCGGUUCUGAACGCAACCCACGGCAAGAUUCAAUGGGGACCUUGCGCUGAAGACCUCACGGCACUCGACGAUACUCUGCCUAUUAUGUGCGGUAACCUCUCCGUUCCACUUGACUAUUCGGUAUCAAAUUCCAGUAAAACACUCAAACUCGAGCUGGUUAAGCUUCCGGCCCAAAGCAAGACUUCCAGCGGAAGUAUUCUACUGAAUUUCGGUGGCCCGGGGGAAGCUUCUGACGAAAACUUCGUCGGAUUGGCUCCAAAGCUACAAUUUAUGACUGGCGGACACCACGACCUCAUAACGUUCAAUCCUCGAGGAACAGGCAAAACUCUUACAUUUUCCUGCUAUGAGGACCCAAGUGAUGGCUACGUUGCCGCUGGUCCACUCAAGGCCGGGAAUUCCUCUGAUACAGCACCUGGAGAGAUUUGGGCCAGUGCUAGCGUCUUUGCCGAUGAUUGCCGCGCUGAAGCAGAAGAGAUUGGAAGCCUUAUCGGAACAUCCUUCGUCGCGAGGGAUAUGAUGGAAAUCGUCAAUGCCCUCGGCGAGAACGGGUUAAAAUACUGGGGCUUCUCUUACGGCACCCUACUAGGCGCAACUGUUGCUGCCAUGUUCCCAGACCGGAUGGACAAAAUAGUUUUGGAUGGAGUCGUUAACUGGCACGAAUAUUGGGACUCUUACAACCUGGAAAUGCUUACAGAUGCGGAUAAAACCUUCAGAAGCCUCCUGGAUGGAUGUAUCGCAGUAGGCGAAGACUGUGCCCUCGUUAAAGGACGCCCCAAUGUAACCGCCGUCGAACUGGAAGAAUCCAUUUUCGACUUUCUCGAGGAUUUGAAAUAUUCCCCAAUCGCUCACAACGGACAAAUACUCGAUUAUACCACGGCAAAGUUUUUUCUGUUCAAUACUCUCUACAAACCCAUUCAGUGGCCUGAAAUAACAACAAUCCUCAACGAAAUCAUUAGGGGAGACGUUUCGUAUGUCUUGGACAUACUUAUUCCGAAAUCAAAAUCCUCGACGGUCAGCUCAUUUUCUAGCUCUGAUGCUCUUCAUGGUAUCCAAUUAGGCGACAGUAAAGCACGGACGUCUGAUCUAACCGAUAUUGGUCCCGCGCUCACCCAACUGGCCGAUUUGAGCAAACUGGCCGGCGACCUGCUGUUCUUUAGGACCAUGGCUACCGCGCAGUGGCAGAUGGCCGCAAGUGAGCGCUACAGGGGCGACUACCACGUCAAGACGAAGAACCCAGUCCUUUUCAUCGGGAACACUUUUGAUCCCGUUACGCCGCUUGUUUCGGCGCACAAUGUCAGCUCUGACUUUGAGGGCAGUGUCGUCCUGGAGCACAACGGUCACGGACACACCUCUAUGGGACAGGAGUCACUCUGUACAGUCAAAGCAAUUCAGGCGUACUUCUUGAAUGGCACGCUGCCCAAGCCGGGUUCGGUGUGUGAAGUGGAUAUUCCGCUGUGGUCGAAUCUGACUUGGAUCGAUCUUUUGGAAUAGUGUUUGGGUGGCAGAAAAAGGGUAGCAUUUGUUGCAUUCAAGUGCACACCUUCGUUUAAUGAUGAUUGAUGACUACAGCAAGGUUAGGCUUGCUAAAAUGAAUUGAAAGUAUGGAAUAUAAG